AAUCGUCUCACCUUUCCCAUGAACAUUUGUUAUUAUUAAAAACUCAGAUUUACUGGACAUUUUAUUCGGCCUGUAAAGAUCAAGACAGCUGGAUCGGUGUUUUACUUUACUUUCGAUUUGAAGUAAACCGAAGGAGCGUCAGAAUGGAGAUCUGCGGUCUUGUGACUCAGAAUAAAGAAUCAGUUCCUCUGAAGAGCAUCUCGGUGCAGGUUCGGGUUCAGGGUCAUGUAGCCACAGUCUCCUCCACUCUGCAGUAUGUGAAUGAGGAAGAGCGCCCCCUGGAGGCCUUGUUCGUCUUCCCUCUGCCUGCUGAUGCUGCUGUCUGCCACUUCAGUGCCAAGAUCGGAGAGCAGGAGAUUGUGGCAGAGGUGCAGGACAGAGAAAGAGCGCGGGAUCAGUAUGAUGAUGCUGUGAGUUCGGGUCAGCAGGCGUUUCUGUUGGAAGAAAGCGCUGAGAGUCCCGAUGUGUUCAGACUGAGUGUGGGGUGUCUGUCGGCGGGUCAGAACGCUGCUGUCACCAUCAUCUACAUCACUGAGCUCGCUGUGCAGGCCGACCACUCGCUGCGCUUCUGUCUGCCGGCUGUACUCAACCCUCGAUACACACCAGCAGGUUCAGGUGCUGGUAUCGUCUCAGAGAUUUCAUCAGGAUGUGGAGCUGUUCCCUACACGCUGACUCUCAGUGUCCAUGUGAGCUCUCCAAAGCCCAUCUCCAAACUAGAGUCCAACUGCUCUCUGGAUCCUCUAGUGUUCCUGCAGUCUGAUCACACUCAGGCCACGGUGAAUCUGAGUCCUGGUCAUAUGUUUGAUAAGGACUUUGAGCUGUUUGUGUUCUAUCAGGAUACCCAUCAGCCCUCUGCUAUAGUGGAGGCAGGAGUGACCACUGCCCCGCCAGGCUCUCUGAUGAGAGACCCAGUGGUCAUGAUAAUUUUGUACCCAGAGUUCCCAGAGGACGUAAAGAAAUCACUGGCAACUCGAGGGGAGUUUGUUUUUGUGAUUGACAGAUCAGGCAGCAUGGGCAGCAUGAUGCAUUAUGGGAAAAGAGCAAAGAUGCGCAUUGAAAGUGCAAAAGACACUCUGCUGUUACUGUUGAAGAGUCUGCCCAUGGGAUGCUACUUCAAUAUCUAUGGAUUUGGCUCUCAUUUUGAGUCCUUCUUCCCUCAGAGUGUCGUGUAUAAUCAGGAAACAAUGGAUCAGGCUCUGAAGAGAGUGAAGGAAAUGAAAUCAGACAUGGGUGGCACAGAGAUUUUACAGCCUUUAAAACACAUCUACAGUCAGCGCUCUCACCCUGAUCACCCCAGACAGCUGUUGGUCUUCACGGAUGGAGAGGUGGGAAACACUAAAGAGGUGCUGGACCUGGUGAAAAGUCACGCUCACUCUCACAGGUGUUUCUCGUUCGGGAUUGGUGAGGGUGCGAGUGCCGCCCUCAUCACAGGAAUGGCCAGAGAGGGAUCUGGUCACGCUCAGUUCAUCACAGACACAGACCGCAUGCAGCCCAAAGUGAUGCAGUCGCUCAGGUUUGCUCUGCAGCCCGCUGUGGUUAAUAUCUCUGUGGAUUGGACCCUUCCAGAUGGUCUUACUGUUGAAACAUUGUCUCCUCCCAUCAAUGUGCUCUUCCAGGGUCAAAGGACACUCAUUUAUGCCCAACUGAAAGGAGAGAGUUCAGGAGGCUCUGAGGGAACAGUGACAGUCAAAUACAGUCUUAAAGAUCAACCAGUAACAAACCAGCUCCACUUCUGCCUCAAACCCACUGAGGAAACUGGGCUGUCCAUCCACCGGCUGGCGGCUCGGACCCUGAUCCGUUCUCUGGAGCAGGAGGAGAGGUCAGGUGCUGCAGAUGUUGAGGGCAUCAGGAGCAGGAUGGUGGAGCUCAGUGUUCAGGCAGGAGUGAGCAGUGUUCAUACAGCCUUCAUUGCUGUUAAUAAAGACAGCAGACAGACUGUGAAAGGACCCCUGAAUCGGAGAAGAGUUUUAGCAUACGGUUAUCUAUUCACGAACAGCUUGUAACACUCCAAAGAGGAA
This is a messenger RNA of Carassius gibelio (silver crucian carp), 2018 nucleotides long. RefSeq names its product von Willebrand factor A domain-containing protein 5A-like. Bases 144 to 2003 code for a protein of 619 amino acids. The transcript is spliced from 14 exons. The record is from RefSeq and is a predicted model, not a curated record. NCBI's taxonomy places the organism in Eukaryota, Metazoa, Chordata, Actinopteri, Cypriniformes, Cyprinidae.